Labrus bergylta (ballan wrasse) is the source of this 2976-nucleotide messenger RNA. Lineage: Eukaryota; Metazoa; Chordata; Actinopteri; Labriformes; Labridae. The record is from RefSeq and is a predicted model, not a curated record.
UGUGUGAGGGACGAUGUCCAGAGAGGAGCACAGCAUGUCUGAUGAGGAGCUCAGUCCUGGGACGUCUGACGACAGCCGCUCUCUGUCACCGGGUCAGUCCUCCGGGGCCGCCGGCGGGGGGGAUUCUCCACUCGGGCGGCAACAGGAGUCUCAGCUCGUCGGUGUUGACGACACGUCGGCCGGUUGCUCCUCGCUGAAAUCCGACGAUGAGGACGAACGUUUCCCUGCAGGGAUCCAGGAGGCGGUGAGCCAGGUGCUCAACUGCUACGACUGGACCCUCGUGCCCAUGCCGGUGCGCGUCAACAGCGGGAACAAGAACAAGCCGCACGUGAAGAGACCCAUGAACGCCUUUAUGGUGUGGGCUCAGGCCGCCCGCAGGAAGCUGGCUGACCAACACCCACACCUGCACAACGCCGAGCUCAGCAAGACCCUGGGCAAGCUGUGGAGGCUUCUGAACGAGAGCGACAAGCGUCCGUUCAUCGAGGAGGCCGAGCGGCUGAGGAAGCAGCACAAGAAGGACUAUCCGGACUACAAGUACCAACCGAGACGCCGCAAGAACGGGAAGCCCGGUUGUGGAUCAGGGAGUGAGGCCGAUUGCCAUUCGGAGGGUGAGGUCAGCCACAGCCAAUCCCACUACAAGGGCCUCCAACUGGAAGUGGCCCUGAGUGGGGGGGCUCGGUCCCCCCUGGCAGAGGGGCACCACCAUCAUGCUGCAGGUCACAGCCCUCCCACGCCCCCCACCACACCAAAGACUGAGCCUCAGUCUGUGAAGGUGGGGGAUGGUAAACAGGAGGUUUCGGGGAACAUGGGUUCCCGAGGUGCGAUGGGAGCGGAGGGCGGUUCAGGAUCUGCAGGAUCUGGAGGAUCUGGGAAACCUCACAUCGACUUUGGUAACGUGGACAUUGGUGAGAUGAGCCAUGAGGUGAUGGCCAACAUGGAGCCAUUCGAUGUCAAUGAGUUUGACCAGUACCUGCCCCCCAAUGGACACCCGGGGCAGAGUGCCGGGGCAGGAGCAGCUGCCGCGGCAUCUCCAGCCUCGCCGUACACCUACGGCAUCUCGUCAGCUCUGGCAGCGGCCAGCGGACACUCGGCAGCCUGGCUCUCUAAGCAGCAGCAUCACAGCCACACCCCCCCUCUGAACUCAGACCCCUCCAAGGCUCAGAUUAAGAGCGAGGUGGGAGGAGGAGCUGGUCACUUCUCAGAGGCUUCCUCAGCCGGUUCCCAUGUGACCUACACCCCCCUCAGCCUCCCUCACUACAGCUCCGCCUUCCCCUCUCUGGCCUCCAGGGCUCAGUUUGCUGAAUACGCGGACCAUCAGGCCUCAGGGUCUUAUUACACCCACUCCAGCCAGGCCACCAGCCUGUACUCUGCCUUCUCCUACAUGGGACCCUCCCAGAGGCCCCUGUACUCCGCCAUCACUGAUGGGGCCAGCAUCCCACAGCCCCACAGCCCCCCCCACUGGGAGCAGCCCGUCUACACAACACUGUCGCGGCCAUGACAGACAACGAGACCAGCGGGCCCUGGUGCAGGUUCAGCCCCCAUGUCAGACCCCAGGACCAGCUGCAGCGGCAUCAGUGUUGGUGGGAUCGGUGGGUAUGGCGGUCUGGGCCGGGGGAAGUGGGCCAGCACUGGGAGGGUAGGCUGGGGCGGCAGGAGGGAAGACACUCCAUGCUGCUCUCGCCCAGAGGCUGAAGGUCUGACCCAGCUCCAAGACGAGUUUGGAUCAGGUUGGUUUUGAAGCGUGGUCGAUGAUUCGGGGCACAGAGAAUAGAAUUUAGAGAAUGUACUUCUUUGGUGGUCCAGGAUAAAACCCCCUCCCACCUCCAGGACUGAGCCUCUGGUGCUCCCAACACAUGAAGUGUUCACAAGCGGUUUGGAUCAGGUCCCUGAGUGCGUAUCAGUUGAGGCUCAUUGUGGUCUCCUUCAGUCCCUAAGGGGGCGGUCGAGACAAGGACCUAGGACUGGUACCAUACCCGGAUUUAUACUUUGAUAUGACUCUUAAAACCAAACAAUAUGGACCCAAAACCCAACAAUCUACUGCAAACUGUCUGAUUGUAUUCCUUUGUGUAAUGUUGAGACAGUUCUGUCUCGUGGUGUAGAAUAAGUAUUUUAAAAUGUGGACGACCUAACAGCGACCAGGUUCCACAUGAAGGGUCGGACUGAGACAGAGCUAAAGUCCUUGUUCUUUCACAUCUCAGGCAAGAAUGACCUUCAGUCGAACACGUCGGUCGUUACUAAGAAUAAAUCCAGUUUUCAGAGGCACGUGUGUUCACCUGAAACGCCUUUUCUACAUAAAAUGAAACCUGGUGGAAGAAAACGAUGGCGAGGUUUCGUUAGAUGUUUCAUGUUUCUGAAGUUUCAGGAGAGUUUAUACGACAUGAAAUGAAAAAGAUGUUUUUAUGAUGAAUAAAUAUUUGAGCUUUUUAUGAAACGACCAAAGUUUAGAAACCAAAACUCAGAGAAGAAAGGUCCGACUUCCUGACGAUGUGUAGCCUUUACUUUGAACUGUCCUCGUUAUUUUAAUGAGACUCAUGUUGACUUUGAUGGACCGCUGUCAAAACACUUUUUGUCCUUUUUACGCGACACCACGGAUAUGUGUGGUAGUCUGUUGUAUUUCAUGUAAAGACGUGAAGACGAGUUCAUAUUCUCUCUGGUAGCAGAGUUCAUGAUAUGAACUGUAUUCUUACUGUUUUAACUCCAAAUAUCAUAUCUACUGAAAGCUGCCUCUUCUUUCUUUUGUUUGAAUCAUGUUUUUAAAAAGUCUUAAAUGUCUUUGGAUUGAAGCAGAGAAGAAUCUCCUGAAGCUUCUAACAGAUCAAAUUUAAACCCGGACUAAUGUUCAAACACAAAAUUAAUGAGGGAAGAGCUGAAUUCCUCGAGUAGCCACUAGAGACUACAAAAAUCCCCCCUCCUCUCUAGAGUGGAUGCUCACUCAGGUCACCAUGUGGUGGACUCUGAAGCUUCAGUGUUUAUCCA